AUGCCGCGCGGUCGUCACCGACAGACCAAGCCCCAUCCAAGCGCUGCUGCUCCUUCCACCUCCGCAUCUGGAGUCGGCACCAGCGGUCCUUCAAGGGUUCCCAGCGGAGCAGGCAACCCUAGUGCGGGCGUAUCAGGCAAAGCUCGAUCCACAUUCAAGAAUCAGGUCUACUCCCAAGCUUUGCCCGUGCAUGUAUCUUCACACGACGAGAAUGGGAAGCGGGCAGGACGCAUAAGACCGCAUGAGAAGGAGGGAUGGUGGGAAUACAUCGCGGCUUUGGUUGGGGCGAAGAGCAAUAAAGGCAAGGGUCGAGCUAGUCAGCAUGAACCACCAACUGCCGAAGACCCGCAGAGGAGCGGAGCGAGCAAGGUGAAAGGAACCUGGGACCCGCUCACUCGGUCAAUUUGGAUCCACGUCACUCCCACCUCUCCCAUCGCGCCUCUCUUGGACCUGCAUUCUUUCCAGGACUCGAGCGCGGCCAGUUUCUCGAGCGCAAGAACAAGACCUCACAGAGAUUCACAAGGGAGAAUAAUCACAGGCAGAAAAGCUCAGACGUAUGCUUCGAGGAAAUUGUGGGAGCGGGGCUUCUUUGGCAAGGGAACGCUGAGCAGAAGCGAGCCUACUUGGAGGGACCGGAAAGUGGGAGAGGUCAGGGUGGAAAGGGAGCGAGCGCGUGGCAAAUUUGGUGAGAAUGUGCUUCUUUUCGCGUGCAUGGAGGAAGGGUCCGGUAAACGGCGCAGACUUUGAGCAUCUUGAGUCGCUUUGUUUAACUGCCCUCCCCUCCCGGGCCUGCUCAUUCUGUAGUCAGCACGGCGGAGGAAUUGACAGCUCAACGUCGACGAGAGCGCAAAGCAGCCAAGAUCGUCCGUGCUCGUUUGGCAGUCCGAGCAGGCACACAGCUGCCAGACGGCAUCGUGGCGCUAGGAGGCGAGCUCAAUUCGGAGGACGAGAGGGUGCUAGAACGCAUCGCUGAGAGGGAACUGGAUAGGGAAGACGUCGAGGGUCCACAAGAUGAGCUGGAAGCGGAAGAAGAGUAUGGGAAGCAUAUUCCUGGACUCAUCUACUUGAGGCCCAAGGACGAACAAGCCCGGUCAGAGCAGCGAGAUGCACAAAGCAACGGCGAGGGAAGCCAAGCAAUGCACACAGGCGAGCAUGUGGAGGAGCAUGUAGAGGAAGAAUGGAUAGAAGUGCAAGAUAUGGAGGUCCUUCAAUUGAACGUGUACGAGGUCUUCUUUCUGGCAGGGAUGCUUGACGUGAUAGAAGUGUCGGACGAGCGAGGUGGCACGCUUGCCAUUUCUGAUCUAUACGCCCUGCUGUGCAGCACGACUCUGAAGCCUGCACACCUGCCGCUCGCGCAACUCGAGACGCCAAGCAUUCAAGAUCUGGAGAACACGGCUCAUCUGUGGGCAAGACCGGACAACCCCUUCUUGGUGCAGUAUGUUGCUUAUCACCAUUUCAGAUCUUUGGGAUGGGUAGUGAAGAGCGGAAUCAAAUUCUGUGUCGACUUUUUGCUGUACAAGAAGGGACCCGUCUUCAGCCAUGCCGAGUGAGUCACAAGUUCGGAAGAGAACAAUGUGCUGCGCUUGGCGCGGUCUAACAUAGACACGGAUGGAAGAGCAGCGCAGCUGAUUGUCUCGCUUCUCACCUUCCUGGCCCUCAACAGAUUCGCAAUUCUCGUCAUCCCAUCUUACGUGGACUCGGCCGACUCGCAAGGGACCAAGAACGAUGAGCUUAACACUUUUUACGGCUCCUCUGCUCCUUCUACUCCAUUCAUCCCGCAUCCGACAUCCGGCGAGAAGUCCUGGGUGUGGUUCAGCACGAUGAACCGGGUUCAGACUCAAGUGCUCAAGACACUCGUGCUAGCUUACGUCACGGUACCUAGGUGCUGCGACGCUGACCCGCAAGAUCUCAGAGAUCCACAACGCUUCGUGCAGAGGUUGAAAGCGGGCGAUCUGUACUCUGUCAGAGAGAUCGCUAUUAGACGUUGGGUGCCGGCUAGGAUGAGAGCGUAG
Molecule: messenger RNA, 2012 nt
Organism: Ceraceosorus bombacis
Lineage: Eukaryota; Fungi; Basidiomycota; Exobasidiomycetes; Ceraceosorales; Ceraceosoraceae
Source: the annotation of a GenBank genome assembly